AUGACUCUCCAGUCAAUCGGAGAAAACCUCGAAAAUGUCAAUACUGUAGCCGGGAAUUCCGACGACACGAACACCUCCAACGACAUCUUCGUAUUCGUAUAUACUAAUGAAAAACCAUAUACAUGUUCCUGUGGCUCAUCGUUUGGUCGUCGUGAUCUACUGAAACGCCAUCAAAAACCCGGGCAAUGUGAACUUGCUACCCCUUCGACGCUCGACGCACAGCCAUCGCCAUUGACCGGUUCAACUGGGGAUAAUCUCCAAUGGCAGGACGAAUCUUUGCCCGUGGAUCAGAUUAGAAGGGGAUUUUUGUGGGAAAUCCCUGACCUACAUCACAACACCUCAGCAGGACCUGAACAAGGAACGCAAGUCACCGGAGCACAUUAUGAAGAUCAAUCUCUCUUCAACCAGCAGGACUUGCUGGCGCUGGAAGACAUUGAAUCUUUCAGCCAGAAUUUCGGUCUUAAUACGGACUGGUAUCUACCAACCGAACCUAGUAUCACUCAGAUCUUCACUGGGGAACCUUCGAUCACUUCACUUCCAACUCCCUCUUCUCCCUAUCCAGUUCAGCAAGAAAACUCUCACUCAAAUCAAUCUCUCAGCAAGCUCCCUACCGAGAGGCAGGCAGUCGCGGAGUUUGGAGUUUUGACAUUGCCAAUCCUUACCGUCACGCCUCAACAUCGGACUCGGCUUCUUCUGGCAUUGUCAAAGGAUUCUCAUGCCACACCCGAUGAUAGUCUCUUGCCAUCCCACCAUUCACUUACUCGAUUCAUGAAUGGAUUCUUCGAUGGAUUUUAUCCCCACGUACCGAUUAUCCAUAUUCCCACCUUCAGCAUUGAUGAUUGUGAUCCGGGCAUAUUUCUGGCUAUGUCGGCCUUGGGAGCUCAAUAUCGACACGAGCAUCGCAAGGCAGUUUCACUUUUCCAUGCAUCGCGGAAGAUACUACAACAAAGUUCACGCGAAAAGGGUCGAACCGAACUCUACAGCAACAUUUCCGUGGGCUCUGAUUCUCAAAACACCACUCUUGAAGGGUGUUGUGCUUUGCUUCUUAUUGCGUUUGCCACAUGGCAAGGCGAGGAAAGUAUUAUAAAUGAAGCAUUCAACUUACAGAGCCACUUGGCAAGAUGUGUUCGAGAUAGCCAGCUUGAAGAACAAACGGAACAGCCAGAAAGCACUCUAGACUGGCGCUCAUGGGUAAGAAGAGAGUUUGAAAGACGACUUAAGCUGUUCUCCUUCACUCUUCUGAAUCUACAUUCCAUUGCAUUUGGAACCCCGCCGGUUAUCCUGAGCGAUGAGAUUAAUCUGCGCCUCCCAUGUACUUGCUUAGAAUGGAUCGCCCCAAAUCAACAGAAAUGGUCUGCUGUCCGCAGAUCAGUCCCUCAACAGCAAAUGAUGUUCCAGCAGGCUCUUUCCCAGUUAAUGAAGUCCCGAGAGCAGCCGCCUCAAAUUUCACAAGUGAUCCCAUCUCCACUAGCAAACUACGUUCUUUUACAUGCUCUCAUCCAAAAAAUCCUCGUUUCCUAUCAGGCCUUUCGCCUAUAUGAUGACGAGCAAAGUAUAUUCAUCAACAAACAAAAGGAAACCUUGCGGACUAUGCUUCACGCAUGGACUUCCCAAUGGCAACGAGCCCCUGAAUCAAGUCUCGACCCACGGAAUCCAAACGGACCUGUUACGUUCACUUCCACCGCAUUGCUUGGUCUUGCCUAUGUUCGACUAGGUCUUGAUCUGGGAGCGCACAAGAUACUUCGAUCCCGAAACCCAAGCGAUAUUGCGAAUCGACUCUUGGAAAUGCCGAGACUUCCAGCUGGGCCACAUCUCCUCCCGGCAAUUUUACACGCGACUCAUGCGCUCAGUAUUCCUGUCAGACUGGGAAUUAACUUUGUAGCUCGCAGCCAUGCCUUUGUAUGGAGUAUCCAGCAUUCUCUUUGUGGGUUGGAGUUCGCGAUAUUCUUAAGUAAAUGGUUGUUCUGCUUGUCCAAUUGUCAAAAGAGCCGUCCUUUAGAUGAACACGAAUCCCGCCUGGUAGGCUGGAUUAGCGAUAUCGUCGAAGAAGGCCGGACAUCUGGAGACGAUGAUCUCUGGCCCCAAGCCGGUGAUCCAUCGUCCUGCGACUAUCUAGGAUUUGCAGUUGUCAAGCUUUGGGCGCGCCUUAUCAGAGGAAAUGAACAGUGGGCCAUAUUGAAGGUCAUUGGAGACGGGCUUGAUAUCUAUGCCAACACCUGCGAACAGCGUCUAGUAAAUUCCAACUUGGAUGUUAAUACUACUUAA
Penicillium cosmopolitanum is the source of this 2265-nucleotide messenger RNA. RefSeq lists its product as uncharacterized. The coding region runs from base 1 to 2265 and encodes 754 amino acids. Gene Ontology annotation, biological process: regulation of transcription by RNA polymerase II; DNA-templated transcription. NCBI's taxonomy places the organism in Eukaryota, Fungi, Ascomycota, Eurotiomycetes, Eurotiales, Aspergillaceae. Gene Ontology annotation, cellular component: chromatin. Gene Ontology annotation, molecular function: zinc ion binding; DNA-binding transcription factor activity, RNA polymerase II-specific; RNA polymerase II cis-regulatory region sequence-specific DNA binding. The record is from RefSeq and is a predicted model, not a curated record. The transcript has 6 exons.